Messenger RNA from Anopheles funestus (African malaria mosquito), 1108 nucleotides. Its product is annotated as syntaxin-8. The coding region runs from base 191 to 916 and encodes 241 amino acids. Gene Ontology annotation, biological process: intracellular protein transport; vesicle fusion. NCBI's taxonomy places the organism in Eukaryota, Metazoa, Arthropoda, Insecta, Diptera, Culicidae. Gene Ontology annotation, molecular function: SNARE binding; SNAP receptor activity. The record is from RefSeq and is a predicted model, not a curated record. Gene Ontology annotation, cellular component: SNARE complex; endomembrane system. The transcript has 3 exons.
GAUUUGUUAGUUGGGAAAAAUCGAGCACCAUGUGACAUUCGAGCAGGUGCUGGAUCGUUUUGUUGUAUGUUUUUGUUCUUGCCUCUCGAUCGCCUUAUCACAAUAAUUAAAUUACUCAUCAUUUUCAUGUUGUGCGUAGUGAUACUUUUCUGACCGCACUUGUCGUACACGGGUUUCACGGCACUUCAAAAUGGCUUUAAUCAACAUCGACGGAGAUCCAUGGCUGACCGAAUUGGAUGCGUGCGAGAACCUGAGCAAUGAUAUUCAAUCCCAGCUAGCGGCACGUAACAGAGAAAAUCAGCUGUCCCGCGAAUAUGGCGUUCUGUCGGGUACGGUGCGAGUGCGCUUGAAGCAACUCGGCAGUGAGCUGGAUCAGUUAACCCGAAAGCUGGGACUCAUCUCCAGCACCCUUACUUCUGGGGAAGCCGAACGAAGGCAGCGUAGAAUAGAAGCCCUACAGUCGAAGCUGAUUCAAUUACAGCGUCAAUUCACGUACGUCGAACCAGCAGCCGCUCGGUCGGCUCUGUUCGAAACAGGGAGCAACAGCCGUGGCCGAGUAGCUUUCGCCGAUGAUGAUGAUGACGAUGAGCCCGCACUGAUCCCAUCACAAAGCAACUAUACUGUGGCAGGUUUGCGCUCCCAGCAAACACGUAUUUUGGAAGAUCAAAAUGAAGGCCUCGAAGCUCUUUCUCAAGUGAUCGCGCGACAAAAGGAAUUAGCGACCCGAAUAGGCGGAGAAGUCGAUCGUCAUAAUGAUAUAUUGGACGAUUUGGCUCAAACGAUGGAAACGACCGAUGGACGAAUAAAUCGUGAAACGCGCCAAAUUGGAACAAUCACCACACAAGAUUCUACUUGGGGCUAUUGGAUCGUUAUAGGUCUGCUUUUCGUUGCAAUUGUUUUAACAGGAAUUUUGUAAGCCAUAUGAGGUUCUUUGUGUACACUUUUAUAUAACACCCUUAUCUGGUGUUUAUCUCUGCCCCAACAAAGUGAAUUCUGAUGGCGGUACGAGACACGAGUAUAAACUAUUGAUUACACUCCAUAUCGCACUGUAUUUAAACUCCUACUGUACUAUACCUAAAUAAUAAAGAAAAUAUACUUUUACACCAAA